UCUUGAGUCUGGACUCGGAUCGAAUAGUUGGCAGCUACCAAUCAGGACUCUCUUGUCUUUGGUCUUCUGCGAGAGGUCAGAUCGUCAGAGUUGUGGAUUGUGGUACCCAUAACUGCUUUCUUCAAUUCAUGGAAAAUAGAUGCCCCAUUUGAUCUUUGAAGUUCAUAGAGCGACGUAUAUCAGCAAAUAAUAUUUGACGAGAGAAAAAGAAAAGAAUAAGGAAAAAAUGCUCGCAGCUGGAGAAGAAGGAGAAACACCUUGCAGGUAUGAAUUGCUAAGCAUGGUGAGGAAGCACUCAAAUUUGUUAGGAAAGACAACAGUCGAUGAGCAAGAUGCUUCAGAUGUUGAAAUGGAUCCACACUUUUGGCAUGACAUUUUGGAUAUGUAUUUCAUUUGUGGUAGAGAAUCAAGGGGACGCCAAGAUGAUGAUCUUAUAUUUUUUGUCAGGAAAAUAACCUUGCAUGGAUAUGGUUUUAAUGAUAAUGUGGAAGGGUUCCCUCCUUACUUCGUACGGAGAUGGGCACCUAAGUUGGAAAAAGUCAUGGGUGAAACUGCUGGUGAUGUAGAUUGGAGACGCUCAUUUUACUUAAACUUAAUUGCUCACACUUCGUUCACAGUUACGGUUGCAAUCUGUAGUAUUCAGGCUCUUCAGAAUUUUCAAAAUGGAUCCGAGACACCAUUAUCUCCUAUAUAUAAGGUUGUGAAGACUGUAUAUGCAUCUCCAAGUCGGGUUAAUUUCCAUCUGGACUCAAGAAAGGAAGUAGAAACAGUUCCUGCAUACCCAGACAUUUGUUUUGCAGUUGAGGAUUUUGAUUCCACAUUUGACGCAGUAGUUUUGACAGAAACGGAUCAUUGUUACUGCGUUCUUCUUAAUGCACAUGAUGGUGCAGCAUUUCCUACUGAAAAGCCCAUGCAUGAUUGCAGCUCUAGUGACAUUUCCUCCUUGAAAAUUGACAUUGACUCUGGAAGGACCAAGGACUCAAAGCUUACUCUUUUCUCAGGAUUUGUCAGUUAUCAAAUGGUUAGAGAAGCAUAUGAUGCUGGGAGAUCUCGAUUUGGGAGCUUGUUGUCAAUUGGCAAUUUUCCUGCUAAAACGGAUAGACUUUACAUGAAGGGUCCUGGAGGACGUGGAGAAGUUGAAGUAGCUGUUUCUGGUGUCGAAGAUCAAAGCCAGCAGUUUUCAGGCCCUCAUUCACCUGUUCAGAUGUCCAAGAAAGGUUUUGGCAUCAGUACAAUUGUCCGAAAAGCUGCAUCAGCUGCUUCUGUGGCAGCUAAGCAUGCUUAUGCUGCUGCUUCUGCCGCCAGGAGAUCUGAUGAAGAGAUGUUGCCCCUGAAAUGUUGCUUGAUGUCCAUAUCACUGCCUUGGGAACACAUUGUGCAUGAUCUUUUGUUCAAGGGUAGCCCUCCUGUGAAUUUAUGAUCAUCUCAGCCUCCUACAGUGAUUAUGAGUUCGGCAUGAGGAGGUCCACCACCUUUUAAUGGCACAACUUCGAUUGGGUACAUGUGUCUAAGCUGUAUGUAGGAUGUCUCUUCUUCCCUCCUACACAUUUCCUCCCUUUUUGUUCAUAUUGCUUGUUUCUACUUACCAUUUGUUUUGUAAUGUGUUGUGUGGUUUAGGAUCGUAGCAAUAUUAACGUUUGUGUUAGCUUAGGACUUUGAGGAAAAAGGGGGGGGGGGGGGUUGGGUUUGAAACUGUUGUAUAAAUGAUCAGUCAAAAAAGGUCUCAAAUAUUGGUAUGUUUUUCUGUCCCCAUAUUCACAGUUAAGUUUCAUGAUGCUGUGGUUGAUCUAUGACUUGAGUUCUUUGGAUAUGAUUUUACCCCCUCCAUUUGGCUUUA
Molecule: messenger RNA, 1837 nt
Organism: Telopea speciosissima
Lineage: Eukaryota; Viridiplantae; Streptophyta; Magnoliopsida; Proteales; Proteaceae
Exons: 12
Coding region: 227-1420 (397 amino acids)
Source: RefSeq, a predicted model, not a curated record